Hypoxylon trugodes is the source of this 303-nucleotide messenger RNA. RefSeq lists its product as uncharacterized. The record is from RefSeq and is a predicted model, not a curated record. The transcript has 3 exons. Lineage: Eukaryota; Fungi; Ascomycota; Sordariomycetes; Xylariales; Hypoxylaceae. Bases 1 to 303 code for a protein of 100 amino acids.
AUGUGCAAUUACCUCCACUUCCGCAGUCGCGCCUGCCGCCACCACUGGCUGCAGAUCUACCAGCCGUGCUGGCCGGGCCAGGGAUUCAACACUUGCAACACCUUUGGCGACGGCGUUGCGCGUCAACCGGGCGAGCUUAUCGAUGCCGUGGGUCCGUGUCCUGCGUGCUCGACACACGGGGCUUAUGAUCGUCAUCAGAUUCGCAUGAUUAUGGAUAUUCGGGAGCGCUGGCGUUGGGGUAUGGGGCCUAGUAAGAGUGAUCCCGGGUCUCGCGAGGUCAAGAAAUCGACGGCAUUACCUUGA